CUCACGUCAAAUGUCAAAAUAUAAAAAUAGAAAAAAAUGUUAAAAGUUUAAACUUUAAUCUGAUUAUUUUAUUAUAGUAUGCAAAUCCGAGCCAUAAGUUCAAAAUGAAUCUCGAAGACAUAACAUAUUUAUCAUUACUAGUGUUUUCCAUAAUAUUCGGAUUAUAUUACAGAAAAAUUGACAAUGUAGAAAAUAGAAAAAUUUUAGGAGCCCUAGUAGGAUUUACAAUAGCCCUUAUAGUCUCAGGCUUGCACGUUUUCCAUCUUCUAAUAACUGUUGUAAUAAACGCAUGCAUAAUAAUAUUAACAAACAAAAGAAAAUGUCAUAUUCGAUCAUUUACCUUCUCAUUCCUCUACUUACUGUUCUUCCGAUCCACCGCCUACUUUGGGAUACCGUAUCCCCCUUCACACACGAACCUCGUGCAAAUGAUGCUUACCCUCAAGCUCGUGGGGCUGGCAUUCGAAGUCAACACACACUUCGAAUCCAAAAAGAAAAAAGACGAGGCGAUCAAAACUGAAGAACAACACCUCGAAGACGAAACGUUGCAUUUCGAUUUAUCAUUCGCCGAUGUUUUCUGUUACGCUUUCAACUAUUGCGGAGUACUAACAGGACCUUAUUUUAGGUACAGGACUUUCCGGGAUCACUUAUACAAACCUUAUUACAAAUACGAUAAUUACAUACCUGCUCUUAUAAAGAAAUUAUAUUGGCUACCGAUUUUAGGAAGCAUUCAUCUUAUUUCUAAUUAUUAUUGGCCACUAUCAUAUGUACACACUGAUGAGUACCUAAACAGCUCGUUUUGGUACAGAAUUUGGUACAUUUGGCCAUCAUUCGUAAUAUUUAAAAGCAGAAUAUUCUUCGGACUGGUCCUAACUGAGAUCGUAUGCUUAGUAGGCGGUAUGGGCGUAUAUCCAGCUUUUUCAAAACCGAAAUCCGGACACGGCCCCACUCAAAACUUCAAACAACUCAAAGAAACUACAAACCCUGAGACGUUAAAGUCGCUGGAUUACAACUACGAUACAGUCCACUCGAUCGACCCGUACGGUACGGAUAGUGCGCCCACAAUGCGGGAGGCCAUGAGGUACUGGAACAUGACUGUGCAGUACUGGUUGGCGAAUUAUGUGUACAAGAGGUUCCCGUACAAACAGUUUCGUGUACACGCUACUAUGUUUAUGUCUGCUUUGUGGCACGGGACGUAUUCGGGUUAUUACUUAUGCAUUGCCACUGUACCGUUUACGCUUUUGUGUGAAGAUGUUUGGGUGAAAUUAUUAUUGGAAAACAAUGAUUUCUUAUCUAAGACAGUUUCCAAAGGAAUAUUGCUGUUUUUGAAAACGCAAAUGUUUUCCUAUCAGAUCAUGUCGAUGCUAUUGUUGGAUAUUCACAAGAUAAUGCGGUUUUAUAAUAGCAUUUAUCAUUCCAUUGCCAUUGCGUAUGUUGGGCUGUAUUUUCUCGGCAUGUUUCUGUUGAAAAUCAAAAAUCGCCGAAUUCGGAAAGAUAUUAAAUGAAAGGAGCGAGAUUAGAAGAUUAAGAAAGAAACGAGUAAUGAUAAAUAAUGAACAAAGAUUGAUCCUGUAUAUUUGAACAAAUUUUUAUAAUGUUAUAUGGUUGAUAUAUGAAUGCAAAUAUUUUAUUUUACAAUACAUUAUAUUUAUACUUUUUUUGUUGCUAAUCAUGA
This is a messenger RNA of Phyllotreta striolata, 1672 nucleotides long. The record is from the annotation of a GenBank genome assembly. Lineage: Eukaryota; Metazoa; Arthropoda; Insecta; Coleoptera; Chrysomelidae.